AUGUCAGCUCAACAAUCACAGCUUCCAGCAGAGGACCUCCUCAGUUUCUUUCGAUUCGUAGGCAAACUCAAGACCAUUAAGAGAACAGGAUGGGUCAAACGGGGAGUGCACGAUCCAGAGAGCGUUAGCGAUCAUAUGUAUCGUAUGGCACUGAUGGCUAUGGCCGUUGGUGGCAAUGAUUCCGCUCGACGAGACCGACUCAUCAAGAUGGCACUAGUCCAUGAUCUCGCCGAAUCUGAAGUCGGGGAUAUUGCUCCGGGGGAUGGCGUCUCCAAAGAGGAAAAGUUUAGCCGAGAAGAGGCUGCAAUGCAUCAUCUCCGGGAUGAUGCCCUUUCACAAUCAACUUUCGGAAAGGAACUGUACGACCUUUGGCUUGAGUACGAUCAAGGGAAAACCGAAGACGCACGCCUCGUCAAAGAACUUGAUAAGAUGGAAAUGAUUGUCCAGGCAGAUGAGUAUGAAACUGUUCAGGGGAAAGAUCUGGAAGAAUUUUUUGAAUCCACCCGAGGCGUCUUCCACUCAAACGUGAUGCAAGACAUUGAUAGAGCCCUUCGUUCGCAACGUAUCCGCAGAAAACGUACUGCGUCGCCGGAGGAUAGCGGGUUAAAUUGAAGAAAACGUUUCAAAUUAUUCGAACUUCGCACUCCGUUUAUACAAACGACAACUAAGCGACCACGGGAUUGCUGUGUUCGUCUCAGUUGUCCAUGCCCUUGAUCUUGUUUGCCAUCGCCAGUAUUCUAUGGUUUAAACGAAGCGUAGCGUCGUUAAAGUCAACUAGAACCCGAUCAAGUCGCUGCUCUUCGCUUUCAAUUUGGGGCUCGGCUUCGCACAUAACUUUUUGCUGUAAAAUGUCGAGCUUCUGCAAGUGCUCACGAUUGAUAGGUAGAUCGUUACCAGGAAUAGUCAUACUCCUUUCCAAUGUGUCCAUUUCCACAAGCGCUUUCACGACACGAUCGACUAUGGCUUCAGCGUGUUCAACGCGCGCCUGACGGGCAGCAGAAAGCCCUCGUAGUCCGGGUGCGGCGUAAGAUAUCAUAUCAAGGGCGUGGCGGGCUGCUACAAUUUCAUCAGGAAUGUGUUUCCGUAUGCUGUUCAAAGCAUGUUGCAUCUGAACGUGAAGGCAGGAACUCUGCUGAGGGAGACCUGAUCCAACGACGGCGUCAAUUCUUGCAAUGCGCUCCCGGAGCACCUGCAUGUCGCUUUGCAUGUCUUGUCCAAUUUUCAGAGUAGCUAUGAUUCUUGCUCAGGUGGGGGUCAGCUGAGGUCUUCGAAAUAAUUGGGAGGCGCCAAGGUAUCGUGCCCGUGAGUGGAGACCAAGCGACCGUUCCCAGAAACGAGUGUUAUACAACAAUACAGUAGUACUGUAGCUUGAGUUGUACCAUACCAGGGUACAGAGUAAAGUCUCAAUAUGGUGAACCGAAAUGUGGCGCUUCCGAGCAACCUACUGAGUUCGCCUUACCGGGCCAGUUCACAGUGGCGGAACUGCUCAUGUACACGUGUAGCCGUUGUACAGGUACAGCAAGGCACAUAACGUCACUUCCUCUGACACUGUGUAUCGACGGGCGACGUCGACGGGCGCAAUCGGACAUCCAGAGCUCUUCCCGUUGUGAUUCAGCCUCCCUUUCUUUUCAUUCAGCCGCGUACGGAGACUUCAACGUAUGAAUCUGAAGCAAGGACGUAUUGAUAGCUUCUGUAUUCGUUGAUGGUUCGUUUCUAGUGCGCAUUUCGGCCUCGAUAAAGUGAACUCUGGGUUUUUCAUAUUUUUUA
Chondrus crispus (carragheen) is the source of this 1767-nucleotide messenger RNA. RefSeq lists its product as hypothetical. The transcript is spliced from 2 exons. Bases 1 to 612 code for a protein of 203 amino acids. NCBI's taxonomy places the organism in Eukaryota, Rhodophyta, Florideophyceae, Gigartinales, Gigartinaceae. Gene Ontology annotation, molecular function: 5'-deoxynucleotidase activity. The record is from RefSeq and is a predicted model, not a curated record. Gene Ontology annotation, cellular component: cytoplasm.